AGUGGCAGCCAUGGAAACCAUUUGACGCUAGACAUGGCGCGGUGGCUGCUAAUACGCUAAAGUAAAGCUAGCACUGCUGGCAUCUGUAAGCGCCACAUUUUGUCAAUAUUACGCACGUAAAGUCGUUGGAGACAGCUAGAUGGACAUUACCUAACAGGAGCAAUAUGUUAUUCACCUCAAUUUGUUUUGUGUGAAUGUUUGCUCACUUUAGAUCCCUCGGUUAGCAUCUCUGCUAGCUUUAGCGUCACCGAUGGCUUUCUAUGAAGUGUACUCUCAUCCGGCUCUGGUCCGGUACCGAACCAGCGUUUGUACAAAGGCCACCCUGUUCCUGGUGGUUGUUCUUUGCCUCACAUACAUCGCGCCUCUGCUGGUCGCUUAUAGAAGCCAAGGUUUCUGGAUUAAGAGAAAAACUUAUGAAGAACAGCCAGUGGUGAGAUUCCAGUACCAAACCCUGCUGUUCGCAGCCACCAGUUUACAAGGAGACUACGUUGCCUGGAGCACGUUUCCUCAUCUCAACAACAUGCUUGGGACCAACCUAAGGAUUCCCGCCGUCUCUGUGAGAGAAGAGGACCAGAACCAAGAUGGGAAGUUGGACCUUUUGACAUUUCAGCUGCAGCUUCCUCUGAAAUCUGAUGAACAUGUAUACAGUAUUCAGCUGCUGCUCACCUUCAGCUACCAGCUCUUUCGGAAGGCCACUGUAGUGAUGCAGAGCCUUGCGUUUGUGCAGCACUCGUCUCCGGUGCCCGGAGCGAAGAUGUUCAUCAGUGGAGACCUGAGGCUGCAGCAGAGGAUUCCUCUGCCUCACAAGGGGCUCCACAAGAUUUACAACGUCUCAGUGAUCGACGGCGCCAGCCUUUUUGCAAGUUCAUAUGACCUGAUCAACAUCAUGAGGAGCUACCAGGAGAGAAACUUAUCGACGGUGCUGUCCAGUCCAGUACUGGUCUGGAUUGUGGGUCGAGCUGAUGGCUCCCCCUUUGAGCUGAAUGCUGAAAUCCGUUAUCCUUUGGAGAUCAUCAGCUAUCGACCCGGCUUCUGGGAAACCAUCAAGUUUGCCUGGAUCCAGUAUGUCAGCAUCCUCCUAAUCUUCCUUUGGGUCUUUGAACGCAUCAAGAGAUUUGUUUUCCAGAACCAGGUCAUCAGAACCGUACCCACACCUGCGGGAAAACCUCACUUUUCCUGAUGCAGGGGUAGUAUGUUUUCUAUAGGUGUAGACUAUAUGAAAUUUUCUCACAUAGCUCCAUAUUUUUGAUAUUGUUUUUUUUUUUGUUUUUUUUUACUUCAUAAUCUGACUAAAUGUUAAAGGAGAGAGUUGAUCCGUUCAGGACAUUUCAUAGCAUUGUUACAAGAACACAUACACAAGUAAAGAAGAUUUUCUCCUGAAAGGCUUUUUUCCGGUAACAGCACACAGAUGACUCUCAUUGAACACCCUUUAGAUUCAUUUCAGAACAUAAAACUUAUGGACGCAGGACAGAAAGUUGUUUCUGUUUGUGCUGAUUAAUCAGAUUAGACUUUUCUUUGUAAAGGGAAACUUACAAGAAAAGCACAUUUAUUGUCUGAUAGAGUCCUAUAGUUUUUCUGCGUAGUAACCUAAUAAACCUUUUUCCUAGAAGAUAAUUAUUCUUCUUUUUCUGCUGUUUUAUAGCAUUUGAAGUGUAAGGAUUUUGUGAAUUGUCUUUAUUUUUGCAACUGUUUAAAACAGUUUGUGAUAUAAAUAAAAUUAAUUAUUUUGUAC
Gambusia affinis (western mosquitofish) is the source of this 1732-nucleotide messenger RNA. It is a transcript of the gene tmem231, whose product is annotated as transmembrane protein 231. The record is from RefSeq and is a predicted model, not a curated record. Gene Ontology annotation, cellular component: ciliary transition zone; ciliary membrane. Gene Ontology annotation, biological process: regulation of protein localization; cilium assembly. NCBI's taxonomy places the organism in Eukaryota, Metazoa, Chordata, Actinopteri, Cyprinodontiformes, Poeciliidae. The transcript has 7 exons. Bases 251 to 1180 code for a protein of 309 amino acids.